AUGGAGUCGAUAAGUAUGCUGCCAGAGAUCUUAUUGACCAAGUGGCAAAAUAGCUGGAAAUCACCAACCGAGAACGGGAUAUGGGCCUUCAGGCUGAUCAAGGACAUUAAACYGUGGUUCCAGAGGAAUCAAGGUGAGGUUUCUUUUCACCUGUGCCAAGUGCUAACCAACCAUGGGUGUUUCAACCAAUAUUUAAAAAGAUUCGACAAGUGGGAGACCGAUGAGUGUGCUCACUGUGGGGUAAGUCCUGAUAGAGCCGAGCACGCUAUAUUUUUAUGUGACGCUUGGUAUCACUGGCGACAAGAUGCGUGCAUCUAUCUGGGGAUAGAUCAGAUCACCCCAGACAACGUGGUUGGUAUUAUGUUGUCGUCAAAAAAGGCAUGGUGCAGAAUAGAACAACUUUUCACACGUAUAAUGAUGCGCAGAGAAGAGGAAGAAAGAAGGGUUCAGCACGGAGGAGGAGUUGGAGCCUGA
This is a messenger RNA of Diuraphis noxia (Russian wheat aphid), 474 nucleotides long. RefSeq lists its product as uncharacterized. NCBI's taxonomy places the organism in Eukaryota, Metazoa, Arthropoda, Insecta, Hemiptera, Aphididae. The record is from RefSeq and is a predicted model, not a curated record.